This is a messenger RNA of Metopolophium dirhodum (rose-grain aphid), 1881 nucleotides long. Its product is annotated as piggyBac transposable element-derived protein 3-like. The coding region runs from base 1 to 1881 and encodes 626 amino acids. NCBI's taxonomy places the organism in Eukaryota, Metazoa, Arthropoda, Insecta, Hemiptera, Aphididae. The record is from RefSeq and is a predicted model, not a curated record. The transcript is spliced from 5 exons.
AUGAAUAAUGAGCCUACAACUUCUACACAGUAUUCAAGCACACCAGCAUCAGUUUCUACGCAGUCAUCAAUUUCAACUGAAGAUAAUUUUCAUUGGCAACCAUGGCAACAUAUUAAUUUCAACGAUACCGACCAUUUAGUGGCGAAUUGGGAUGAAAGCGAUGACGAUGUUGAAUGUUCUGAUGACGAGAAUGAAAUGUUUAUGUAUGAAACUGAAAAUUACGAAACUUUUGAUCCUGAUUUAGAACUUGAUAUUAAUAGUUUACCAAUUAUAUUUGAAGACGAAGGUGAGUAUAUAACUAUUCCAAACAAUGAAUGUUCUGUUAUCAAUCAACCAAAAUUAUUUAACAAUGAAGCACUGACGUUAGACAUUUGUGAACCAGGUCCCUCUUCCUCCAAUAUUUAUUUAGAUACAUCUAAAAAUAAUAAAUACGAAAGUACCACCUAUCCAAAUCCUUCUGUUAUUCAAUCAGCUAGAACUAAGACGCUUCGUCCCAAAUUUUCUCGUAAACUGAUAGAAAGCACUCAAAAAAGAUUUGAAGAAAUACGUAGAUUUAUUCAUUUUAACGACAACAAUAAAAUGUUAGAAAAAGAGGAUAUACAUUAUGAUAGAUUGUAUAAAAUACGUCCCCUCAUUGAUCAUUUAAACAAUAAAUUCAACUCGAUUCCUUACCCAAGAGACUUAUCACUUGAUGAACAGCUUUGUGCUACAAAAGCGAGAAGUUAUUUAAAAAAGUAUAUGCCUGCUAAACCCCAUAAAUGGGGUUUUGAAUUUUUUGUAUUGUGUGACUCAAAAGGAUUUUCGUACCAAUUUGAAAUUUAUUCUGGCCAAGAAAAUGAUCAACGAUUUCGAUUACUACACGAGCCGGAUCUUGGUGCUAGUUCUAACAUAGUUGUACGUCUUACUAGAAAUAUUCCACGCCAUAAAAAUCAUCGAAUAUAUUUUGACAAUUUCUAUACUAGUAUUCCAUUAGCUUCAUAUUUAUACCAAAAUGGAAUUUUGUGUCUAGGGACAGUACGGAAAGACCGAUUACCUAACAAUAAAAUACCUAAUGACCAAAUUAUUAAAAAAGAUGAACGUGGAAAAUCGUAUGAGUAUUUGACAGUUUAUGAAAAUACGCCUAUGUCCGUAACUUCGUGGAAAGAUAAUAGGCAAGUAAACUUAUUAUCAACUUACUGUGGAUCAUUACCGAUGCUGACUGCCAAUAGAUUUGAUAAAAAAUUGAAAAAAAAAAUUAAUAUUGAUUGUCCUACCGUAAUUAAAGAAUAUAAUAGGUUUAUGGGAGGAGUUGAUCUUUUAGAUAGUCUUAUUGGCCGAUAUAAAGUUCGUAUGAGAUCAAGAAAGUGGUAUAUGCGAAUUUUUUAUCAUUUGAUUGAUACAUCUGUUGUCAAUUCAUGGCUCCUAUAUAAAAGAACCCAAUCUCAGCUUGGAAAACCUAGCAAAUAUACACUUGUUGACUGGCGAAAAUCUUUAGCAUAUACUCUAACGAGAAUAGGUUUUGUACAAACACCAACUAGAGGUCGUCCGUCAUUAGAAAGCAGCCUAAAAAAACAAAACCGAACCAGACCAACGCAGCGUCCUACUCAGGAUAUCAGAACUGACAACAUUGGACAUUAUAUAAACCAUAUUGAAAAAAAAGGACGUUGCAAGUUUCCAAAUUGUAAAGGUUACACAAACUUUCAGUGCAGUAAAUGCAAUGUCUAUUUAUGCAAUUUAACCAAUAUAAGUCAGCAUUCUAAUGAGGUACCAAUCGAAGACUACAUUGAAGAUAACGACGAAGAUCAAGGUUCACAGGAUGCAAUUGAGCAAUUAGAUAGAAUUACUCAAAGUGCAUCUACAGAAAAAGCCUAUGAUCAGUUCGGGAAACAUGUUGCGUACUAG